UUGUUUACUUUUGUAAAGCAGCUGAUUAUCAGCUGUUGCCGCAUUUUUUUAAGUGUAACACCUGCAAAUUAAUUAAUAAGAGUUUUAUAAAUUAAAAACUUAUAAAACGUAUUAUUAAUGACAAUAACACGCAGCUUAACUUUGCUGCAAAGCAUCAACUCACACGCUCGAUGGCAGCGUUUCUAUAGUAGCGCAAAAUUGCGGAACAUUGGUAUUUUGGCGCAUAUCGAUGCAGGGAAGACAACUACAACGGAGCGCAUGCUUUUCUAUGCCGGCAAGACACGCACAUUGGGCGAGGUGCAUCGUGGUAAUACGGUGACAGAUUACCUAACACAGGAGCGUGAGCGUGGCAUAACGAUAUGCAGUUCAGCGGUGGCUUUCAAAUGGCGCGAACACAAAAUAAAUUUACUGGACACACCAGGUCACAUAGACUUCACCAUGGAGGUGGAACAAUCAUUGCAUGCUGUGGAUGGUGUUGUUGUGGUUUUGGAUGGCACAGCGGGAGUAGAAGCGCAAACAAUCACUGUGUGGACACAAGCCGAGAAACAUCGUUUGCCGAAACUAGUAUUUGUGAAUAAAAUGGAUCGACCCGAUGCAGAUUUCAAUGCCUGUGUGAGCGAUUUAUCGACAAAGUUGGAUGCAAAGCCAAUUUGUUUGCAGUCGCCAUUGAAAGAUGAAAAGGGAAAUUUAACUAUUUUCGAUGUAAUUACUCAAAAAGCGCUCAUUUGGGAUAGUGCUAGUUUGGGUCGUGAGUACCAAACACUUCCGCCUCUAGAUAAGCAUAUUGCAGAUUUGCAAGACAAACGUUAUGCCUUAAUUGAUGAGCUUUCCGGUAUCGAUGAUGAGCUAGCGCAGGUGGUUAUUAGCACUGAGGGCUUUGAUCAAGUCAGCAAUGAAUUGAUACAACAAGCUUUACGGCGCGCUGUAGCGCAACGCAAGGUGGUCCCAGUUCUAUUAGGUUCAGCGUAUAAAAAUGUAGGCGUGCAGCGUGUAAUGGAUGCGGCCAUUGAUUACUUACCAGCGCCGCAUGAACGUAAUCAGCUUUACGAUUGCUUUGGUGACGACUUUGUGGGCAAAGUUUUUAAAAUAAUACACGACAAACAGCGUGGUGCGCUAACAUUGGUGCGUGUCUUUCGUGGUGAAUUGAAGAAGGGUUCGCGUUUGGUGACCACACACAAUACCGCAGAAGUAAUCAGCAAAGUGUAUGAGCCGUUGGCGGAUGAGUAUCGUGAAAUAAGUGGUGUGCCAGCGGGUGAUGUUGCCAUCUGUGCGGGCUUGAAGCACACAGUUACCGGUGAUUUGCUCACAACUAGUGCUUCAUCACUGAAAAGUGCACAAAAACGUUUACAGAAAACGCUAAAACUGCCUGAAAGUGGUACGGGGAUUGAAGAUAGUGAUAACGAUGACAACGCCGAUGCGGCGCUUGUGAGUGAGAUAUUUGCCACUGAACCGCAAAUUCCUGAUGCGGUCUACUUUUGUUCAAUCGAGCCACCCAGUUUGGCGACACAGAACGCCAUGGAGGCGGCGUUGAAGCAACUGCAGCGCGAAGAUCCCAGCUUGCGCGUAAAUUAUGACUCUGUCACCGGUCAAACUGUGUUGGGUGGCAUGGGUGAACUGCAUAUGGACAUCGUGAAAUCUCGCAUACUCACCGAAUACAAAAUCGACGUGGAUUUAGGUCCACUUCAAAUAGCCUACAAAGAAACGAUAGAAGAGCCAUCGUUGGACAGUUUUCAUGUUGACAAACAAAUAGCUGGCAGCAAGCAGAGCGUAACCAUUACUUUAGAGCUAUUACGUGAACAAAAUGAACCCUUUAGUUUGGAUAAAUCCGGUGAGAAUGCGGCAAAUUUGAACUCAUUGCGUCCGCGCACGCUUCAAGUGAUACGCAAGGGUGCGUUAUCUGCGCUGGAACGUGGCCCACGUGUUGGUGGUCAGGUCGUAGAUACUCAAAUACGUUUGCAUAGUAUAACAAUAGGACGUGGUACAGCUGAUUCAUUUGUUAUGGCUACGGCGGCGCAAUGCGUACAAAAGAUAUUAACCACAGUGGGCACACGUUUGCUCGAACCAGUUAUGGCGCUGGAGAUUGUGGCACCGUCCGAGCGUAUAUCGUCAAUCAUAGCCGAUUUGUCACGACGUCGUGCCACAAUAAACGACGUGCGACCGAAAAGUGAGCAUAAUAAGAUAAUAUAUGUGAAUGCCCCAUUGGCUGAGUUAUCCGGUUAUUCCAGCGUUUUGCGCAGCAUAAGCUCGGGCACGGCGAGUAUGACAAUGCAACCGUGUGGUUUUUCAAAUAUGAAUUCAAACGAUGAGGUGCGCGCGAUACAAAGAGCUCAGGGAUUCGAAUAAAUUGUUUGGGAAGGCAAGGAAAGAGUCUUCUUCUCUCCUUCUUAGACACUUUAGUAACAAUUAUAAGUUGUAAAAUUGUACAUAGAAACGUUCACAUAAAUAAAUUUAUAUUUAUUAAU
This is a messenger RNA of Zeugodacus cucurbitae (melon fly), 2462 nucleotides long. RefSeq names its product ribosome-releasing factor 2, mitochondrial (gene mRRF2). The record is from RefSeq and is a predicted model, not a curated record. The transcript has 10 exons. Gene Ontology annotation, cellular component: mitochondrion. Lineage: Eukaryota; Metazoa; Arthropoda; Insecta; Diptera; Tephritidae. Gene Ontology annotation, molecular function: GTP binding; GTPase activity; translation elongation factor activity. Gene Ontology annotation, biological process: mitochondrial translation; ribosome disassembly. Bases 118 to 2343 code for a protein of 741 amino acids.